This is a messenger RNA of Pangasianodon hypophthalmus (striped catfish), 1435 nucleotides long. RefSeq names its product ubiquinol-cytochrome-c reductase complex assembly factor 1 (gene uqcc1). Lineage: Eukaryota; Metazoa; Chordata; Actinopteri; Siluriformes; Pangasiidae. Bases 149 to 1003 code for a protein of 284 amino acids. The record is from RefSeq and is a predicted model, not a curated record. Gene Ontology annotation, cellular component: mitochondrion. The transcript has 9 exons. Gene Ontology annotation, biological process: mitochondrial respiratory chain complex III assembly.
ACGGUAGGACAGUUUCUUGACAUUGCUGGAAAAGAGGGAGGGAGGACUGUAGUGUUAUACAACGUGUGUUCAGUUAGCAGGGAAAGGAACCUUGUUAAUUCCUGCUGUAAAGUUGCAGUAAUAUAUUAUUGUGACUUCGGGCUGAAUCAUGUAUCGGCGCCCUUUGCAGCAUGGCUUCAGACAAUUAUUAAGCUCGUCUCUUUGCAGCAGGACCAUCUUCGGGAAGGCCACUGAGCAGGAUCUUGCCAAAGCUUUGGUGUCUUGUCGUUGCACAGGAGCAGUAUUGCAGACUCAGACACAAUGUCGAGCUCUUCACAGCACACAACAGCUCUGUGCUGUAAAACAUACACCUCAGGCUUCAGAGGAAGAAGUUGGAGCUUUCACCAAACUUAUUGAGGCCAUGGGCUUCACCGGGCCACUCAAGUACAACAAAUGGAAAAUCAAAAUAGCUGCUUUGCGUAUGUAUACUUGCUGCGUUGAGAGAAUCAACUACGAUGAGUUUUUUGAAAAGUGCUCCCUCCCUGACACACUCAACUCCUGGUUUUUGGUGGCACAACUCCAUGUUUGGAUGUGUUUGGUGCGGAUGAGGCAGGAAGGCAGAGAAGGGAAGUACAUGUGUCGCUACAUCGUCCAUUCUAUGUGGGAGGAUGUAGAACAGAGAAGCAAGAUCAUGGGGAUUGAUGCUAUUCAGAGGAAGGAAAGUAUGAGAGUUAUGACAGAAACAUUUUAUGCUGCUAUUUUUGGAUACGAUGAGGGAAUCCUGUCAGAUGACUGUGUUCUUGCAGCAGCGCUUUGGAGGAAUCUGUUCAACAGGCAGUGUGAGGACCCGAGACAGCUCGAGCUCAUGGUUGAAUAUGUCCGCAAGCAGAUGCAGUUUAUUGAUGCUCUGGAUGGGGAUGAUCUUCUCCUAACAGGAGAGGUGAAAUGGCGCCCUCUGGUGGAAGAGAAUGCACAGAGCAUCCUGAAGAUUCCCAAUCCAACAUAUAAUGAUGCAGGCCUUUAAAGAACAGUACUCUGUCAGACUACAGUACCCACAACACCAUGGUUUGGGUAUUUGAUUUGAAGACAUGACCAGCCAGUCUGGAACUGCUGCCAGUAUGCUUGAUCUCUGUCUGUCUGUCUGUCUGUCUGUCCCAGUUUGUCUGUUUCCCUCUCUCAUUAAACCAAGCAUACUGUGAUAGGACUGCAUGGACCUUUUAACCUCACACAUAUAGGGAGUAUGGAGGAUUCAGCAGUUUUCUGUAUUUACAAGUUUGAAGAACUGCCAUUAUGUUUAUGCUUUUGGCCAUGACUGUAGCUCUUUCGCAAUUCUCACUGUUAGAGGAAUGUGUAUGUGCUUACUUGUUUCCUAGGAUCAUUAAGCCGAGUGGAAUAGGGAGCUUUUUGUUUUAAUUAUUAUUAUAAAAUAAAGAUGUUUCUUUGGUAUUACACAGAA